Molecule: messenger RNA, 2145 nt
Organism: Chondrus crispus (carragheen)
Lineage: Eukaryota; Rhodophyta; Florideophyceae; Gigartinales; Gigartinaceae
Product: serine hydroxymethyltransferase, cytosolic (glycine hydroxymethyltransferase)
Exons: 3
Coding region: 208-1692 (494 amino acids)
Biological process (GO): folic acid metabolic process; tetrahydrofolate interconversion; L-serine catabolic process
Cellular component (GO): cytoplasm
Molecular function (GO): serine binding; glycine hydroxymethyltransferase activity; cobalt ion binding
Source: RefSeq, a predicted model, not a curated record
AUGUGUCCUCGAUCAUACCGCGAGCAUGUGGUCACCAGAGCACACAGCCCUCGCCCUUAUCCCUUUUCUUCAUCUUUCUGCAAUCUCCCCCUUUUCACACUUUCCCCCCUGUCCCACUCCACAUACAUACAUACCCUUUCCACCCCCCCUCGCACUCCCCCAACCCUCCCUCGGCACACCCCGUCUUCCGUUUUCUAUCAUCCCAUAAUGCUGCGCACAUCAGCCCUGCGCGGCGUGCUCCGCCGCACCCUGGCUACCCCGGCCGUCAACCAUGCCGCCGCUGUGUCCGCCCUUAACCAGCCGCUCUCUGAAGUCGACCCCGAGAUGUUCGACAUCAUCGAGCAUGAGAAGGCCCGUCAAAUCAAGUCCAUCCAGCUCAUCCCUUCUGAGAAUUUCACCUCUCGCGCAGUCAUGGAAGCCGUCGGCUCAGUUAUGACUAAUAAGUACUCAGAAGGAUACCCAGGGGCACGCUACUACGGUGGUAACGAGUUUAUUGACAUGUCCGAACGCCUCUGUCAGCAGCGUGCUUUGGAAGCUUUCAAUGUCUCUCCGGAUGACUGGGGUGUCAACGUCCAAGCCCUGUCCGGAAGCCCCAGUAACCUCGCGGUGUACACAGCCCUACUCAAGCCCCAUGACAGAAUCCUCUCUCUAGAUUUGCCUCAUGGUGGCCAUCUGUCCCAUGGUUUCAUGACGGAUAAGAAGCGCGUGUCCGCUACCUCUCUGUUCUUUGAGUCCAUGCCGUACCGUCUCGAUGAGAGUACUGGCAUCAUUGAUUACGACAAGCUCGAGGAAUCGGCCGUUCUAUUCCGCCCCAAGCUUAUCAUUGCGGGCGCCAGCGCGUACUCGCGCCAUUACGACUAUCCCCGCAUGCGCGCCAUUGCCGAUAAAGUCGGCGCUUAUCUUCAUGCAGAUAUUGCACAUAUUUCCGGACUCGUUGCUGCGGGCGUCGUCCCGUCCCCCUUCGAAUAUGCCGACGUCAUCACCACCACCACUCACAAAGCUCUCAGAGGUCCUCGCGGUGCUCUCAUCUUCUUCCGUAAGGGCCUCCGCUCAGUCGAUAAGAAGGGCAAGGAAAUCAUGUACAACCUGGAAAACCCAAUCAACUCGGCCGUCUUCCCGGGUCUUCAGGGGGGUCCCCACAACCACACCAUUGCCGCCCUUGCAGUUGCGCUCAAGCAGGCUAAAGAACCAGAGUUUGUUGCGUACCAGGAGAAAGUUCUCAGCAACUCCCAAGUCCUCGCAAAUGAGCUGAUGGGAAAGGGUUAUGAGCUUGUCUCCGGAGGAACAGAUAAUCAUCUGAUGCUAGUAAACCUGAAAGCACGAGGAAUGGAUGGCGCACGGGCAGAGCGCGUCCUGGAACUGGCAGGUAUUGCACUUAACAAGAACACUGUCCCAGGGGACAAGUCUGCUUUCAACCCCGGCGGUAUUCGAAUGGGCACACAUGCCAUGACAACCCGCGGCUGCGAGGAAUCUGACUUUCAACAAAUUGCAAACUACCUGGAUAGAGGUAUCGAAAUUGCUGCGAAGAUUAAAAAGGACCUCGGGACAGGAGUUAAGAUGGCCGCCUACCGCGAGGCACUUGACAAUGGCGCAGGGGCUACUGAAAUUGCUGAGCUGAAGGGAGAAGUGGAAGCCUUUUCUAUUGGUUUUGAACCCAUCGGCUUCGACCGUGCAGAUAUGGUGUACCCGUAGAUACUGUAUCUUACGCACGGGGACCGGUUUUCGCAGAGAUAGGCACCGAUUUGAAAGUUUGUUUGAGUAUAUCAGAUGCGGUUAACAAGUGUUGAUUUACAGAGCCCAAAAUCUCCUUCACCUUGAAAAUACUGCAGUGGUCACAUAUUCCCUCCAUGAAGUUCUUAUAGUCGACCCAAACCCAUCCUUGAUUGCCAACCAUACACAUUGUAUCAAUGGACCCUCAUCUUACGCCUUCUUCCGUUGCUAGAGCGGCAGGUUUUUUUGUAAUAGGACUUUGUUUUGCUGAACGCCAGAAGCAAAUCGCAGUUUUCUCAGAAUGAAGCAAUUCGGACCAAAUUUCUUCCGCUCUUUCUGCUUGCCCAUACCACAGUAUUUCGGGAGCUUCUAGAGAAAGUAAGCCUCUGUCAAGGUGCAGUGAAACCCCAAUAAUAGAAAUGAUGUGCCUUUUAU